AUGUCGAAAUUAAAGACAUGGAAUCACCCAUUCGGGGUGCAAGUGCAGCGUUUCCACCAACUGGGCCUCCAUCCGGGUCUAUAUCGCACAGCCCCGAAUGACCGUACUCCAUGUGAUUACGACCCCAUUCAGCCGAGGUGCAUCCGUAAGCCAAAUGUGAACAACUGGCAGCCAUGGCAGAUUGAACAUGAGUCGCAAGAGUUCUCGAAGAACUUCGGGUACGAGCAUGCAGAUCUACUCGCCGAGCGCAAAUUCAUGCGCGGACAACUUGGCCCAGGCUCACAUGAUAUCAAUUUAGGCUUGUAUAAGCAAGCAGAUGUCUCACCUUGCUUGAAUCAGAACCUUGGCAAGCAAAAACGCUUCCAAUCGAAAGAGAUUCUUUCACCUGGUCCCGCCGGGCGAUACUUCUCAAAACCAUACACGCAUAAAGUACCGCAUGUGGGUAACACUCUAAAUCGUAGCCCACGCUUCAAAGAACUAUCCAAGUCGUGGAAGUUGCCUUGUAAUCGCUACACAGUAAUACAUCCGAAUUCAUUGGAAGCGCUGCUGAACAAAGUCACAUCUGUACGUGGACCGUAUGAUAUUUUCACUGGGCCGAGAGAUAAUGCCAAUAUGUUUAACAAGAUGUCGACUGGUACGCGAUGUUCGCCGGAUAAGUACUACAAUUGGCCCAGUGCGUUGGACGUUUACUUACGCCAUCCAAAAAACAAAAUGAAAGGAAAAUUUAACAAAGCAACUCGGUUUCAAACACAUCCAACUUGUCGUCACUUACUAGACGAUAUUUCCACAUGCUACAAAAAUCCAAACUGGCCUGGUCCAGCACAGUAUGUUAUUCCUUCAGGUAUAACCGCUUCUAAAGAACAAAAGUACAUGUUUGGAAUAACCGGCUUGGAAGUCCGACCAGCCCUAAAAUGGAAGAUAUCGCCAGGACCAGGAAGAUAUCACAUUAAAUAUUCGCAAUCAUGCUCACAAUCAAAGAAGAAGAACUUGACGAGUGUUUUCAUGUCAAAGACUAAGCGCACCGAGUAUAAAGCGCCGAUUUAUAACGCCUUCUAACAAAUAAAACCAACUAUAUAUCUA
Messenger RNA from Dalotia coriaria, 1080 nucleotides. Its product is annotated as ciliary microtubule-associated protein 2-like. The coding region runs from base 1 to 1056 and encodes 351 amino acids. The transcript has 3 exons. The record is from RefSeq and is a predicted model, not a curated record. Lineage: Eukaryota; Metazoa; Arthropoda; Insecta; Coleoptera; Staphylinidae.